UCUAACAUAUAGUUUGUUAGCUAGCUUACCUGUCCGCCGCGAAAGUGAGCAUUGGACUGCGCAGGGUGCAGAAGAGGGAAGAGGAAAGAGUGAAACCGCGAAAUGACGAGCAUUUCGUAUCUAACCAACACUCUGCUGCCACUGCACAUCCGAAGGUUUCGGCCUUCUCUAUCCACUCUCUCUUGCUCUCUGGCCUCAGAUGUGGACCCCGCUCCGAAUUCCUACUUCCCCAAGCGCGGCCAAACCCUCGAACUGGUGUGCGAGUCCCUUGCCUUCAAAGGGAAGGGCCUCUGCAAGGUCACCCAAACCGGCUUCGUUGUCCUCUGCGACCGCGCCCUUCCUGGCGAACACUUCAUCGGCCGCGUCACCCGCAAAAAAGGCAAUUACGCUGAGGUAACUAAGGUCAAGACCAUAACUCCUCCUCGUGACAUUGUCGAUGCUCCUUGUGUCUACGCUCCUUAUUGCGGCGGCUGCAAGACGCAAAACUUGUCCUACGAGGCUCAGCUCAGAGCCAAGGAGGAGCAGGUACGCGACUUGCUCAUUCACGUCGGAAAGUUUUCUCUCCAACAUCUCCAACUGCACGCCGUUCUGAAGCCCAUUGUUCCUUGUCGUAUUCAGUUUCAUUACAGGAAUAAGAUGGAAUUCUCGUUUGGUCCCCAAAGAUGGUUGCCUAAAGAAUCACUGCAAGACAGAAUCGUUGAUGAUGAUGCUAAUGAAAAUUAUGCGCUGGGCUUGCAUGCUCCGGGUUUCUUUGAUAAAAUUCUAAAUGUUGACAACUGCUUACUGCAAUCUCAUCCUGCUAAUAAGGUACUUGCAGCUGUCCAAGAAUGUUGGAGAGAUCCACAACUUGGUUUUUCUCCCUAUAAUGUUCAUUCGCACAAGGGAUUUCUUAAGCAUUUGAUGCUGAGAACGGGAAGGGAUGUAACAACUGAUCAGCCUGAAGUUAUGGUCAACUUUGUGACCUCUUCCUACAAGCCAGAGCUGUUGAAGUUCCUAGUUGAUAAAGUUUCCGUAUUUCCUGAAGUGGUAAGUGUCAUUAAUAAUGUAAAUACUUCUGUUGGCAACACAUCUGUUGGGGAGGAAGAAUACACUUUGUAUGGGAAAUCUAGCAUUACAGAGACCUUAAGAGGGCUUACAUUCCAAAUAUCAGCCAACUCUUUCUUUCAAACAAAUACUUAUCAGGCAGAGGUUUUAUACAAGCUUAUAGAAGAUUGUGCUGGAGUCAAGGGUGACGACUCAGAAAUUGUCCUUGACCUGUUUUGUGGAACAGGCACCAUAGGUCUGACGCUUGCAAGAAGUGUUAGGCAUGUUUAUGGCUAUGAAGUAGUUCCUCAAGCCAUCACAGAUGCUCGUCUUAAUGCCAAGAUAAAUGGAAUACAAAAUGCAACAUUUGUCCAGGGAGAUCUCAAUAAAAUUGAUGAGAAUUUUGGGAAGAAUUUUCCUAAACCUGACAUUGUCAUUUCAGAUCCCAAUCGCCCAGGAAUGCACAUUAAGUUGAUUAAAUUCCUGCUAAAUCUUAGGGCACCUCGCAUAGUGUAUGUCUCUUGCAAUCCUGCCACAUGUGCACGCGACCUUGAUUAUCUUUGUCAUGGUGUGGAAGAAAAGAAUAUAGAAGGAUGUUACAAGCUAAUAAGCUUACAGCCAGUUGACAUGUUCCCACACACCCCUCAUAUUGAGUGUGUUUGCCUUCUGGAGCUUCAGUAAUCUGUGAUCAAUUAAAACGUUCCAUUUCAAGGGGAUUACAAGCUUAAUACAAGAUGCAACUCAAGGUUGGGUCUUCAAGGUGAUUGAUAGGAAAACUCAUACUUUUAUGCUGCAAAGUGUGCCUAAUGCUUUGCCUACCCAAAACUACUGCAUCAGUGUACAAAUACAAGAUCAUUAUGAAUGGUGGUAACAUUGGCAAGCAUGCAGGGAUCACAUCGUUGCAACCUUGUAAAAGUUUCUCAUACAUUUCCAUUUAUGCAGAGCCCAAAAGGUUUUGGAUUUAUGCAGAGCCCAAAAGUAUUCAGCGUGCAUAUAAAUAGAUCAUAUUCUUCUCUUCAUUUCUUUAUCUUUAGAAAGAAGACCAAGUGCUAAUUUUGUGGCUCUGUAUGAAAAAAAAUGUACUGACUGGGGUAUGCUUUCAAGUAAUUUUGCAUUGUGUAUUUGUACUGUUAUUAGUCCUGUGAAAAGGGGGAGAGAGACCAAGAAUGACAUUGGAAGUUAUCAAAAGGGAUAUCAGUGAAUAAUAUAUUUAGGGAUUUUUUCUUUAACCAAGCCUAAUAGUGCCGUGUGAUCCAAGUAGCUGAUUUUACCUAAUGAGAUAAUAAUUUUUUUUGUUGUA
This is a messenger RNA of Glycine soja, 2323 nucleotides long. RefSeq lists its product as uncharacterized. NCBI's taxonomy places the organism in Eukaryota, Viridiplantae, Streptophyta, Magnoliopsida, Fabales, Fabaceae. Gene Ontology annotation, biological process: RNA processing. The coding region runs from base 103 to 1704 and encodes 533 amino acids. The transcript has 11 exons. The record is from RefSeq and is a predicted model, not a curated record.